AUGGUGGAUGCCAAGUCACAAUCGCAACCACCACCGUCUUUCUCUUCUGUGCAAGAGGGGCGGCUGAACACGAAGGAUUUGGAGGAGGCUCUUGACACUGUCUUUUCCCUGGGAAAGCCCCGCAGCGAGAAUGGGUCGUUUGCCCUGUUUGAGUACAUUGUUGGCGCGGGAAAAGCCAUAUUGAGCCCUUUGCAGUCACGACUGGAGUUCCAGAAUUUUAUGGAGAGUGACUUCGGAAAGCGUGCUUCUGCGCAGUUCGUGAGCUUUUUGGAUGCGGACGGCGAUGGACGUGUCACUCCGCGUGAUUUCCAAGUGAUGUAUGACCGUGACCUGAAGAAACUCCUUCAACGCCAUCGGCGCACGUUGGACGCUGCGCUUCCCUUUAUUGGUCAGUGCGCCUUUGGCUUCACGAUGGGGUUCGUCGUUGGCAGAGUGGCGCAACGCAUGUACAAAAGCAAGAUGCUUAUCCUGACCUCCUCGUUUGUGCUCUACAGCGGGAUUCAGUUGCUGGCGCAGAUGAACUUUGUGAAUCAGAAUGUGCUUGAGGCCGCUUUCCGAGAAAAGGUCCGGCAACUCGCGGACGCCAACGGUGACGGGGAGAUAAACCGAGAAGACUUGGAUUUCCUGGUUGAGAACCGAAUGCGGUACGUCGCCACAAAGUUGGGGCCCGGCGGCGUAGCCCCGGGAGUGGUGGGGUACGCGACGCUCGGCCUCGGCCUGUUGCGGGGAAUGCGGCGAUGCUAA
Molecule: messenger RNA, 744 nt
Organism: Trypanosoma conorhini
Lineage: Eukaryota; Euglenozoa; Kinetoplastea; Trypanosomatida; Trypanosomatidae
Exons: 1
Coding region: 1-744 (247 amino acids)
Molecular function (GO): calcium ion binding
Source: RefSeq, a predicted model, not a curated record